AUUAAAGUGUUACUAAACCCACAACAGUGCAAUCAGUCUGUAGAUGCAAUCCAGGACCCUGCAUUCACUAUAUCCGCUCUCCCCGGACCCUGCAUUCACUAUAUCCACUCUCCCCCCGGACCCCGCAUUCACCAUAUUCGCUCUCCCUGCACACUGCAUUCACUAUAUCCACUCUCCCCGGACCCUGCAUUCGCUAUAUUCGCUCUCCCUGGACCCUGCAUUCACUAUAUCCGCUCUCCCUGCACACUGCAUUCACUGUAUCCGCUCUCCCCGGACCCUGCAUUCACUAUAUCCACUCUUCCUGGACCCUGCAUUCACUAUAUUCACUCUUCCUGGACCCUGCAUUCACUACAUCUGGUCUCCCCGGACCCUGCAUUCAUUAUAUCCACUCUCCCCAGACCUU
Messenger RNA from Staurois parvus, 403 nucleotides. The record is from the annotation of a GenBank genome assembly. Lineage: Eukaryota; Metazoa; Chordata; Amphibia; Anura; Ranidae.